Molecule: messenger RNA, 849 nt
Organism: Trypanosoma grayi
Lineage: Eukaryota; Euglenozoa; Kinetoplastea; Trypanosomatida; Trypanosomatidae
Product: 1,2-Dihydroxy-3-keto-5-methylthiopentene dioxygenase
Exons: 1
Coding region: 1-849 (282 amino acids)
Biological process (GO): L-methionine metabolic process
Molecular function (GO): acireductone dioxygenase [iron(II)-requiring] activity
Source: RefSeq, a predicted model, not a curated record
AUGGAUAUCUUUAACCCACAGAGCGAGGCGCAGCGGCUCAAGGAAGAGGAAGAGAUCCGAGAGCGUGACCGGAAGCGUCAGAUGGAGAAGGAGGAGCGCGAGCGGCGGAUGGCCCAAGAAAAGGAGGAGGAAGACCGAAAGCGCCGAGAGGCGGAGGAACGCCUCAUUGAAGAAGAAAGGCGGCGUAGAAAGCAGGAGGAGGAAUGGCGCAAGUUGGGCUCCGACAUCAUUCAUGAUCUUCCACCAGUGCCACCUUCUGUUGUGACCGACGGAAUGGUUCAAGCGUGGUACCUUGACGACGAAACAUCGAAACCGACGCUGCGCAUUGCCAGUUUGAAGAAGGGGAGGCGGCGGGAUUCCCCACCUGUGACUCUCCAGCAGUUGAAGGAGCUUGGCGUGGUUUAUUACAACGUCAGCUUGAAUGAAUUCUCUGUUGUGAAGCAGAUUGUGAAGGAGCGACAAUACAAGCAUACAGAUGAGAUUCGGGUUUCGCAGACGUGCAAAGAUGAACAAUUCUUGGAGCGUUGGUUCCAAGAGCACUACAAUGAGGAUGAACAAAUACGAUUCGUGACCGAUGGCUCGUGCUUCUUCGAUGUGCGAUCUAAGGAAGAUAAAUGGAUCCGUAUCCACGCCAAAGUGGGUGACCUGUUCAUUUUUGCCCCGGGCUUAUACCACCGUGCGACCCUUGACGAGGACGACUUUGUUUCUCUCUACCGCAUCUUCCGCGACUCCCCACGCUUCGCUCCCUUCUUUCGCAGUGACACUCGAGCAGAGUCGCAGAAGGUACGCCUUAACUAUUUAAUGUCGCUCAAGAAAGGCAACGUCGCAACAGAGUUCGGCUUUCGGUGA